GACCGGCACUGGUUCUGUAUAGCCGUCCCACCAGUUGUAAUGCGGCAGGAAGAUCUCAAGCAGCAAUCUUCUGACUCAGAAAUUGUGAGCGUCGAGCACUGAAAGUCUCCUGGUCAGGUUCUGACCUUUUAGUGCGAUGCUAGACUCGCUAAGGAAGCACGCAUUAGUGAUUCUCGUCGCCAUCCUGUUCGCCACGUAUCGCCUAUCACGGCUGGAGGGCGAACGCGGACGGCGGGGGGCAAAUAUCGAGCAGGAAUUCGAGACCGUCGUAGGCUUCCUGCAUCGACAUCUGGACACCAAGUACCGCGUGCUACGCAUCGCCCCACCGCCGCAUUCAGCAACCAAACUGCACGCGAUGAUAGUAAACGCUGGGUUCGCCAUCCCACACGUGGAAGCUGAAGUGUUCGUGGAUCAGCAGUUUGCACUGGAUCAAAGCAAACAGAAGCGAAGAGAUCGCCAGCCUUUGCCGCCUGUACACUUUCGAGUAUAUGACACCGAUGCGAUGACAUCGAUUGCUGAGGUAUUCUAUGUUGCUGUCGUCCGGAACGUGUUGCCACCGUCUAAACACGAGUAAUAUUGCAAUUCAGACUCUCCAACAGCGGAACCUCAUCGCCUCGUACGAACAAGGAUAUCAACCUAUCUAAGCAUCGCAUUGGAGAACUCGAUCGCGUCGCUAUUGGAAGCUGGACUUAAAGGUUGAACAUGUCGAUCUCCUCUUCCUCUGCUUCUGCUUCAUUUCUGCUCGUGUUGCUGCUUUCAAGGGCUUGUUGUAGCUGGGCAUCGGACUUCCAGCCGAACUGAACGACUGUAGCUGUGAGGUUGUCAAUACUGCCUUUUUUGUACGCUGCCUUGACGAUCGCAUCAGCCGCGGCCUUGGCAUUGUGGAAGUGUGGUAAAACAAUGUCCACCGCGUCUUGCUCGCUCAAGACGUCCCAGACGCCAUCAGAGGCUAGGACAAGAAACAAAUCGUCAUGUUCUACAAUUACUCGCUUCACCUCUGGCUCACACGAAACCAGCGGUGUCGGAGUCUUCAGAGAUCGGUCGCCAAAUGCUCGCGAGACCGCCAAAUACGUCGUCUUCUCACGUUCCAUGGCCAAACCAGCACCAGCUGCGGAAUACACGCGGGAUAAACCUGCAAUCUUUCCCACAAAGCCACCAGCUCUUUCAAUUCUCUGCUGUUCAUCGGGACGAUCCGGUUUGUGGUCACUUGUCAGCGCUACACCUCGGCCUCCACGACACAUAACAGCACGGCAGUCACCUACAUUUACCGUGUAAAAGGUCAAUCCUUCACUGUCCUCUUCAUCGCUAAAGCCAGCUGUGUCCGCUAAGAACCAAACCAGUAGAGCCGUAGAACCAUCUUGCGACGGAUUCUUCUGCAAGAUCUGGGAAUCCAUUCGUUCGAAGGCCUCUUUGAAGGAUUUCAAGAAGUGACUGUGCUGUUCCUUGCACCAUUUUCGUCGCUCUUCCAGGCGUACUGCUUGCUCAGCGUUAAUUUGUAAUACUUCGCUGUCUAAUUGCGCGAUAGUAUCUGCGAGUUGAUCGACCAGAGCUUGUAUUUCAUCAACUGAACUCUCGGAAUCUGGAUCUUUCAGAGUUUCCAGCUCUCUAAGUUGGUGACGCAGUAGUUUUACUUGCUCAAUGAUAGCAUUUCUGCGAGCUUUCUCUUGAUUCGAUUGCUCAUGGGAGCGUUCCAAGUCAGCGAACGCUUUUCGUCCGAUGCUUUGCCGUAUCACAGAGGCGACAGAUUUGACAAGAUGUCGCGAUAGGAAGUCUGCUGAAAAGGUUCCACCGUGACCAUCAAAAACUCCAAACACUAGUCCAGGAAAGAGCUCCGCGGAAGAAACUUGACGAUCCUCAUUGCUUGUUUUCAUGCCAGCCCAUGACUCAGUCGCAAACCGCAGUCCAGGAAUUGAGAAGCAUCCAUGCUGCUCCUGCACCAAAGGCUUAACUCGAUCAACUUGUUCCUUAUUACGCGAAGAUUUUGUCUGUUUGUCGCCCUCAAUAUCGUCAUCAUCACGGAACUUUCGCUUCGACAUUGUCGACUUGGGAGUCACAACUUGUGACCCCUGACAGGCGUUUAGAUUUCGUUUAUUCGGCUCCUCCUUUCGUGCAUUUAGCGACGGUCUGCACUAAAGGCUAGCGUUAGUCUAGGUAACUCCAUACCGUCAUAGGACAUUGGGUGAUUCAAAACUACUCAACGGAGUGGAGUUGAAGCCCAGACUUCACAGACGAAGCCCCAGCCAGACCACGGUCGAUGUCGCACAGCAGCGGGCAAAUACUGGUUUAAAAGCAACAACAAAAAAUAAUCACCACGUCAGCAACAAUGAAUGCAGACAAAUGCUUGAUACACAUACAUGGAAUCGGGGUGCGUUGUUGGCCAUUGAACCCACAAAUCUUCAACUGCGCUAAGAGCACGUUCAUGAAUCACCACCACACAAAUCGCGUCGUAUCCACCCGCUGAGAACAUCAACACUUCCGGUUAGCUGAAUUCACACAACUCAAAUAUACCAGUGCUCAUGUAAGCGUACCUCCAGGGACCCCAGCAAGAAGAACACCAGGGAUCGCUAGCGUUGCGUCGAGGAUAGCAGUCUGCUCGGGUGGCUCGAUAGGGACUCCAGCUGCAGCUCCCAUUUCGCUAUAUAGUGUCAUGAACAAAAAGUGUCAGAUUAUCAUCGCAUCAGCUUCUAAAACUAAGUUGAGCUUACCGCAUAAGGUCUCGGAAACAAGAAAAGGCUUCACUGAGUUUCAGAAGAACGGCCCCAACCUUAGCGUCUGUCGUACUCCACUAUACACACAAUGGUAAGCUUAUCAAACCAUUACGAGAGAACGAAAAGAAGGCAGAUAUGCACCUGUUCACCGCGUUGAGUAGCCAAGGCUUCCCAAUUAAUGGGAGUGUUGUCGUUUUCUUCCAGCUCGCAGAUUUCCGCAAAUCCCUGCUCGACCUCUAGAUUGUGGUGGUGAAUUUCAUCCAUCACUCUCUUUGCUUCACCAGGUUGCUGUUUUUGCCACUUCAACACCUGUCGAACCAUUGACACAGUCGCUGAACCAGACGACACGUCUCCCAUCAGUAAGUGGAAGCUUGAAGGCAGGCGAACAGGUUUCUACCGGUACAUGCAACAAAUUUUAAUAAGAAACGAUAAAAAGAACCAGCAUCAAUGUCCGUAAACUGACAUA
This is a messenger RNA of Phytophthora nicotianae INRA-310, 3174 nucleotides long. RefSeq lists its product as hypothetical. The record is from RefSeq and is a predicted model, not a curated record. Lineage: Eukaryota; Oomycota; Peronosporomycetes; Peronosporales; Peronosporaceae. The transcript has 4 exons. Bases 137 to 574 code for a protein of 145 amino acids.